Molecule: messenger RNA, 7396 nt
Organism: Epinephelus fuscoguttatus (brown-marbled grouper)
Lineage: Eukaryota; Metazoa; Chordata; Actinopteri; Perciformes; Serranidae
Product: coiled-coil domain-containing protein 136-like
Exons: 10
Coding region: 1759-3162 (467 amino acids)
Biological process (GO): single fertilization; acrosome assembly
Cellular component (GO): acrosomal membrane
Source: RefSeq, a predicted model, not a curated record
AACAUACACGAGUGUUUGAGGAAGUGUGUGUGUAUGUGUGUGCAGGAAAGCACAGAUGAAUGGCUGCAAGAAGCAAAGUGUGCAUAUGUUUUGGUGCUUUGAUCCUCUGAGCUCCGUUUGGAAACCUGUUUGCUGUUUGUUGUCUUUGUUUAUUAGGAACCAGACGAGCCAGUUGGAAUCUGCAUGAUAAAAUAUAUAUAUAGAUUCAGCAUUUGGCAGCUAAAUGCAUUACCAUUCACUGGAGAUCUAGUAUUAUGCCAACUCUUUCACACUGGUGAAUUGAGCUCUUGAAUUAUUUAACACUUGAUAAGGCCUACUAUGAUAUCAAAGGGAAAAUUCAAGAUUUUUACAUGAAAUUUGAUUUGUGGAAACAUUAGAGACUAUUUCAAAAAGAAAUUCUCAAUAUCUUAAAGGUCCAGUGUGUAGGAUUCAGGGAGAUGCACUGGCAGAAAUGGAAUAUGAUGUUUUCUUUAGUGCAUAACCACCUGAAAUAAGAAUAAUGGUGUCUUCAUUCCCUUUGAAUGAGCCAUUUUAUCUACACAGGAAAUGGAUCCUUGUUUUCAGAGAUCUCCAUGUUUCUACAGUAGCUUAAAAGAGACGAAUCAUGUACUGGCUCCGGAUGGGGCUAUUUGUGUUUUUGCGUCAGCCCCUCUGUGACGAGGGCGUCUGAAACAAAGAUCUUUUAACGUGAAACUGCUAUAUUCAGUGUUUUCACUGGUUUAAAUCACCUGGUCUGUUUGUUUCAGAGAGGGAGAGACCUCUGUGGAUAAUUCAGCUCCCGGUAAAAACCACUUGUAUAACAGCAAUGUCAAACCUGUUCCGCUGUACGGUUCUGAGAGUUGGUGAGUGGUCAAAACAGACGUGAUGAGAAUCUGUGUCAUAAUGGAUGCCUUAGACAAAUAUGCCAGAUCUUAUCGCCAAACAAAAUCUCCAACCCUUAACGUCACACACAGACAUUUGAGAUGGCGAGGCCACGUGCUAAGAAUGGAACAGGGAUGCAUAAUGAGAGUCGACUUAAGAUGAAUGCCACCAGGCGAAAGAAAAGACCAGUCACCUGGCGCAGACCUGUGACACUGGAGUUGGAAAAGAUGACAUACUGCCAAGGAUCGAAUGCAAUGGAAAGAGCUCAUUGAAGCCUUACGUACCGUAGGGGAUGAAGAGGAGUAAGUAAGUGAGUAAAAACCUCCUGAACAGUGAACACUAAAGAAAUUGUAACGGGGAGAAGUUUCUGGUUGCAAUCUGCAGUCCUCACUGCUAGACGCCACUAAAUCCCCCUAAAAUCAUACAAAGUGUUCCUUUAAUAUACAGACCGUAGUCUAAACCUCAUUUUUAGUGUGUAUCUUGGUAUGAUAAGUUGUUUUUGUGCGUACCCAUCUUCAGGUUCCCUUGCCAUGUAAGUGUAAUGAUGAUUAGGCAUUGUCUCUGUUAGUCUAAGUCGGGGGAAAAAGAGGAAAGAGGCUCUGAAAAGAGGGAAGAAGUUGAAAGAUGAGUGCAAAAAUAGUUAACAGAGUGUAAACCACUCUCAAGGGAGAGACAGACAGAGUGUGCAUUUGUAUGUGUGUGCGAGAGAGAGAGACUGUGUGUGUGCGCGCGUGUGUGUGAGGUCUGCGCAGGGAGACGGAGCUUGCCGUCUGGAAAACAGCAUCUUUCCCUCCACUCUGCUCCUCCCCUCUUCCCUCUCGGCAUCUCUCCCACGCUCCAGAGCUCAGCCUUCAGCUCCCCAGGAUCCUCCCAAAUUCUCCCGAGCUUCAGGGGGCUAUGGAUGGACUGCGUUUACCUCCACUCAUCGAGGAGGCUUUGGACUCUACAGAUGACCCGUGCGAUCUGAAAGCAGAGUGCAGCCCCACCAUGGACAACGAGAUAACGGCGAAGGAGAGAGGCGUUCUGGAGGAGAACAACGAGAAGGAGGAGAUGGACCAGGAGAGAGCUCAGGAGGAGGAAGGGGAGGAGGAGAAGAAGCUGAAGGAGGAGGAAGGCGAAGGGGAGGAGAAGAGGAAGAAGGAGCAGGAGCCCCUGACGGAGGAGCAGGAGCUGGAGGAGCUGAGGGCCCAGGUGCUGCAGCUGCUGCUGGAGCUGGACGACGCCAGAGAGACCUCCAACAAACACCAGGAGAGCUUCCACGAGCUGCAAGGUCUGCUGGAGGAUGAGCGUCUAGCCAGUGCCCAUCAGGCUGAAGCCUUCACACGGCAGAUCCAGAAUCUACAAGCCCAGCUGCGUUCUGUGCAGGAGGAGAUGGACAGCCUGGAGGAGGAGAAGGAGAGCGAGCUGGCGGAGGCCCAGGAGGAGCUGCGCGUCGCCCAGGAGGAGGUGCUCCUGCUCCAGCAGGCGGCAGAGGAGGCGGCGGCAGAGAGGGAGAACGACAUCGCAUCCCUGCAGGAGGAGCUGUGUCGCCGGCGGGCCGAGCUGCAGCGCCUCAGCGAUGAGACCCAGGAGUACGAGCUGGAAAUCACCACGCUGAGAGCCGAGAUCAGCAUGAAGAGCCAGCGCAGGGAGGUGGAGAGAAGAGAGGGUGACGUGGACCUGCUGAAGGAGGAGUGCCGUAUGCUGAGGGAGGAGUGUCAGACCCUGAAGGAGGACAACAGACGUCUCUCUGAGAGGCUGCAGCUGCUGCAGAGACAGAGGACAUGCUCCAGUGUCUACCUGUCACUGAAAGAAGAGGACGGAGGGGAGGGAACAGAGGGGAAGGAGAUGGAGACCGGCUCGGAUGAGGUCAUGACAGAGAGCUACAUGACCAUGGCUCAGUCUGGGAACUGUCGCCUGGUGGACGCCUCCAUCCAGAAGAAUAUCUCAUUCGAUGGGAAGCCAAUGACCCCAACUAGCUGGAACGGAGGCAUGGGUGAGAUCUUCUCCCUGAGGGACCAGCUCAAACAGGCGGAGGAGAAGGCCUCACAGGUUCAGAGAGAGUGUGACGGGCUGAAGAUGGAGCUGCAGGAGCUGCAGGUACUGUAUGACAGCAGUCAGAGGGAGAGAGCGGAGCUGGAGGAGGAGCUGCUGCGCUGCAAGGCAGAGCUGGAGAAGCUGUCAGGGGGGGCUCAGAUAUUCAUCCAUCCGUCUGAGCACCCUGUUCUCUCCAUCCCCUUCAUAGGAAUGAUUGUAAUAUUGGCUGUGAUCUGGUGCUGGUUGUCGGAGCUGGCGUCCCAGAGGGCAAGGGGAGUGAGGUAGGUUGGAACUCCAUUUUGACUAUCACUGCAGCCACAGCAGUGUUACUAAUGAUGACUAGCUUGUUGAGAGCUCUCGUCCGAUGUUGAUUGGAUGGGCAACAACUGCACAGGGACAGACGUCUGCUUCAGACCAGCCCUCCUUCUCUCCUGCCAUGUCAAUAGACCGAACUGGAAUUCUCUAAAUGUGAUAGAGCUGACAGCUGUGUAGUGGAAAAUGUAUGCUAAUGAGGAAGGUACUUCAUGCACUGAGAGCGGCGCGCUCGGUCUCAUCUGAGAUUGAGGAUGAGGAUGAGUUGACCUGCAGAGAGCCCACAUGAGGACUGAUCUCACUCCACUAUAUGUAUGCUAGUGUUGUGUCACUCCUCCUCUGUGUCUGUGAAUAUUAUUUUUCUCUUGUUUAGCUAACAAUGUGAUAAAAAUGAAGGUUUUGAUUAAAUGUGCACCAAAUGGUUUUCAGUUUAUUUAACCAUUAUUUAUUUGUUUGUUUAAAUAUUGUUCAUAGUUGUCUCUGAAAAUAAUGACCAACAUGGAGUGUGAACAUUUAAUGCACUGAAGGCAAUGCAGUUUGCAUUUGUUUCUUAGUAAGUUGACUUUUAAUUAUUUGUUGCUUCCCUGCGAUUAGACCUCGGGAAAAGCAGGGACAAAAGUAUGACCUUUUAGUAUUUCCCUCUUUGCACAGAGAUGCAUUUUUAGAGUAGCCUAACCAUAUUUUAUUGUGAAUAACAAACAUGUCCUCUACCAGUACCGUCCAUUUUUUUUUACAUCUUUGAUGAAUGAGUCAGACGCAAUCAGACCAAGAAUUCAUGUUGCACAUUGCUACUCUGCCCCUCUCUGCCAGAAUGAAAGAAAUUGUAACUGUAAAUCAACCACAUAACAAUUACCUAAUAUUUCUGGCAUAUACAGCUCUUUAAUUCCUCAGUAAGUCCUCCAAACAAGUGACUGUGUUCCUCUCAAACCAUUUUAUCAUGAUUAAUGUCGCCAUAGUAUGAAAUUUGUCCAAUGCGUCGAAUUUAUCGUAGUGAAUAAUCACUAUUUUCUCUUAUAAAUAAGUGGGUCAGCAUAAGAUGUUUAAACCAUCCAAAUCCUCACCCAUCAUGCGCACUCAAAACUCCAAAUCAUGUGUGUUCCUCGCUUUUUCAUUUAGUACAUUUGCAUGCACAGGUAUGUCGAGCUACGGUUAUAGCUCGACUGGGCCAUUUAAUUGGUCUACUGUUCUCGUCCCAGUAGUCCCAGUAUACAAGCACAGGAGGGGUAUAGAUUUAUUUACCAAGGAAGGUAUGUCCGACUUCUCUAUAGUAGGUGGUGUUAUGUCCCCUUUCAGCUUGUUAGUGUCAGACCUUUUUCCAGUUGACCAAUUAGGUCACAGAUCAAACAAUCAGAAAACAUUAGUUACGGUAAGCUAGCCGCUAACUGGUACUAUGGAGGACAAUUCUAUAGCUUUGCACAUUUUGUGUGUGCUGUAAGCUUUAAUUUUAAACAGAUGAGAUGCACGCUGGAUGUAGAUUUCGCCAUGUUAAUUCCAGCUUUGGGGGGGGGGGGGGGGGGGGGUUUAAACUGUGGGCAGAGCGCCUAGGCCAGUUUGGGUCCGAUUAAGUGUAUACAUGCAGGAGUAAUUUGACUCCCAAUUGCACGAUCGAAAUUUGAUUUAGUACGACAAGAUAGAUCAAUAGACAGGUACUUUAUUAAUCAAAACAGGGAUCCGAGGGGAAAUUAAGGAAUAUUUUAGUCUGACUAACACAAUUAAUCAGUUUUCUCUAAUGUCAUGUAAACGUACUGAUAAAGGGGCUGUACACAUGCCGCGUUUUUUGUGCUCUCAAAUUCAUUGUUUUCAAUGUAGACGCGUGGCAGGCGCACUCAAAUGCCAGAGCAAUGCCAGAACAGUGCACACGCAUUCCCAACAGCCUAUUUUUCAGGCCACGAUGGCUGCACCCCGAGAUAAACAGUUCAACUUUUGGAACAUGUGCAAAGGACCAACCAAUCCCAGCUGACCAAUAUCUUUCCCCUUUUCUGUAAAUAUCAGUCUGAUAAAUACGGAAAAGUUGAUCAUUAAGUGCAGAGCUGUCAGACCUUUUCAUUUGUCCCACGGACGAUACGCCCUCACACUUAUAAAGGUAAAUAAUCUACGACGAUACAGUACUUGUUGAGGUUGCUUAUCAACCUCAGGAGCAACCUGCCGCCACGUUCUUGAAAGCUGGCUCAAAAAUGGCACAAAAGUAGGGCCCAGCACACGACCUUUCAGUUCCAAGCAGUGAAUGACGCAGCAUUUGUACGGCCCCUAACAGCAAGGACAGUCUACACAAACCGACCAGUAACGCCAUGUUACUUUCAUCCCUCACCUUUCUCCGUCAACUUGACCCUGGCUAGCACCAAAGAUAGGCUAGCAUGAUAAACCUUCACUGAUGGUUAUAGAUAGGACUAACAGAUGAUAUAGAUUUACUGUCUUCAACAAAUAAAAACUGCCUUAGUUUUUACUUAAUGAGUGAAAAAUCAGUUUUAAUACUGUCACUCAGCCAGAACUGAUUGGAUUGGACUGGUUUUCGGCUGCUUACUCAAUAGCAGGGUGUACUUCCUGUGCACUAGCUCCUGACUUUUCUAUUACAAGAGAAAAGGUCUUUGUAGCAGCAGCCUCCCUGAUGCUUUUGUCCCUGUUCUCCCCUGCUACAAUUAAAUUCUACAUACUGCACAACUGGAUUAAAUUACAUAAAAAUGAAUACCAUCACCAACUAUCCUGCCACUCCCCCCCCCCCCCGUGGGUGGAUCCAGCUCUUCUUCACAGUGUCGUUCGGUUCUGUGCUUUGCUCCAGGCUCUGUCACUUCCUCCUGUCUCUCAUCCGUCUUGUGUCUGACUCUGAAAUCAAACGACUCCCACCUUCCUCUUUAAUUAUCAGUUAACCAAGAUGCCGGAAAAUCAGCACAGUUCAUCCUACCUGCCCACAGCUCACUUUGAAAAUCUGAAAUCUAAACACCCACAGCUGCAUUGUUACACUUAACAAUAUGGUUUGCUGUAGUUGUGUUAUGUGCUUGUGAAGGUAGCUCAGCAACUUUGGGAACAAAUUGUAGGAUAAUUGAGGUCUAGUCUGUUUUUUAACAUUUAAAUGUGGGGAAAUAAACGUUUGUUCCUCUCUGGCAGGAUUUUAACGGCUAGUGUAUCUUUAGAUUUACGGUGAUCGCAGGUUGUUUCAGGUACGCAGUGUGAGAAUGUUGACUGCCAGCGUUCCCUUGUUUACUGACAACACUCUUCAUAUGACAAACUGCAGAUCUGAUAAACACCAUUUGACAUCUGGUCACACUUUGAUUAAACCACUGAUCAGUCUUAAGUGAAAGAUCAGAGUUGUGUGAAAUCGAUAUGGAUCCAAAACAUGUAAAUAAGAAGCUGUCAGAAAAAGUUUGUUUAAGCAUUAAUUACAAAAAAUGUCUGUAUAUGUGGAAGGACUCUGAUUAUUGUUUACAUUUGUGAGAUGUUUUUUUGUGAAGAAAAGCAUGCUAGAAAAACACAUAGAAGCACAAUAUAUAAGUUAUGUUGAUUCUUUGUAUUUCAUGUAAAUAGCUCCGACACAAAGUACUAUGGGAGAGAAAUUUCUUAAAUCCAUUUGUACUAGCUUUGUAGAAAGUUUAUCUAUUUUGAAAGAGCAUCGUAUAUUUGAUAGCCAAAUUAUAUGCCGUGUAAAUGUUUAUUUAUGGUGACGUUAUUCAGAAGGAACUGCUCGCAUCGCUGAUCAUUCCCAGUACCUCUUUGGCGCAGUCAUCGCAUGCAUUCAGACUGCAUUUGACCUUAGUUGCUAGAUAGAGCAAUAUGACUCAUUAAUUUUCAGAGAUGUAUUCAGAUCUUCUUUCUGAAACAUUUGUCAUUAAACAGAACCUUGAUAAGCAACGUCUGACUGAUGUUAUUUCUACAUUUGUAAACACAUAGAGGGACGUGAUGUGCCACUGGACUGCAAAUGUCUGUUUUAAAUCUGAUCUGGUUGCAAUAGAAAUUAAAUCCCUGUUGACUGCAAUGGUACACAUGAAUGUCGUCUCAUUCAGAUCAUUAUCUUUUAUUAUUUCCUGAAUAUUUACUUCAUCACAGCUCCACAAGCUUCUCUAUUGCACUGUUGUUCUCAGCUUGUUGCUUUACAUGUUGACAGCAUUGUUGUUUUCGAUAUAGUUGUGGCUAUUUUGUUACCUGGAGGUCUAUUUUGUACUGUAAAUGACUUGAGAAAAUAAAUAUACCCGCCCCACAUGAUGUCUGAGCGCUU